Messenger RNA from Contarinia nasturtii (swede midge), 1666 nucleotides. It is a transcript of the gene Syx17, whose product is annotated as syntaxin-17. The record is from RefSeq and is a predicted model, not a curated record. The transcript is spliced from 2 exons. The coding region runs from base 371 to 1237 and encodes 288 amino acids. NCBI's taxonomy places the organism in Eukaryota, Metazoa, Arthropoda, Insecta, Diptera, Cecidomyiidae. Gene Ontology annotation, cellular component: membrane. Gene Ontology annotation, biological process: vesicle-mediated transport.
UUUUCAAAGUUAAACGUCAUUAACACUGCAUACGAAUUCUGCGUAUUCGAAAUUCAGAUAAAUUUUAAUAUAAACCAUCUAAAUUGUUAUAUGCGAAAAAAAGUUUUUUGCUUUUGACUGCUGAGUCAAUAGAAAUGAACGCAAUUUUCAAUUUAAAUGGUGAAUAUUUUAAAUGAUUUUCAAGUGAUACAAUCAGGAAGUGAACAUAAGAAAGAAAAUAAUGAACAAAUGACAUUGUUUGCAUUCUACUAGAAGUGAUUAGAAGUUUAGAACAAAAAAAAAACAAAGAUUCAUUAAUGUUCAGAGUUGAUUGUGUAGCUGUUCACUUAUAAAUUUCUUCGAAGUAAAAAGAAAAGAAAAGAAAGUCACAAUGGAUUCCUACAUAUCAAUUAAGCAAGCUGAAAUUUCAAUUAAAAAAUUCAAUGACGUUGGCCUUCCGCAUCAUUUGGGCUUGUUGAAAAAUCACAAGUCAAAUAUUGAAAAAAGUUUGGGGCUCGGCGAUUGGGACAAAGUGAAAAAGGAAGAAAUCAAUGCAACACGUGUUAUAAAACAAUUGAAAAAUCUAAUGCUCGAAAUGGACAUACUACGCGGGAGUGUUCGAGAAAUAGACCUGGAUAAAUUCGAUGAACUGACAAUGCCCGGACGACAAAAAGCCAAAGACGCCAUUCAAGAAUAUCUUGAUUUACAAUUAAAAAAGUCGAUACCAAAACCAAUUGGUCAAAAUACCAAUUACAAUUAUUCGGAUGACAACAAUGACAACAAUCGUGAAUUGGAGCUUGAACAUUUACCACAAAUUCAAACCGAAUUUCAAUUGAAUGAACAUCAAUUACGUUCGCGUGAAGCAUGUCUAACCGAAUUUGAGAAUUUACAACGGGAAAUUGAGGAUAUUCAAGAAUUAUUUGUUAAAUUGAAUGGUAGUGUGGUCGAACAAAAAGCAGAUGUUCAAAUUGUUGAAGAUAAUGUUGUCGAAGCACAAGUGCAUGUUGAAGAGGCGGAAAAAUCACUGCGACAAGCGUUAACAUACAAAAAAGCAAUGUAUCCAUUGUGCGGUGCAAUUCUUGGCUUUUGUGUGGCCGGUCCAGUUGGUAUGGUUGCGUUUGGUUUGAAAGCUGGAGGUUUGGCGGCCGUUGGUUGUGGUGUUUUGGGUGCAACUGGUGGCACCGUACUCAAAAAUAAACAAGAACCGGAACUUAAUUUAAACAUUGAACCAACCGAACAUGAAACCACAAUCGAUUGAUAUCCGUUGAGAUGCACAAUCAAUUAAAUAUUGUCUCCUAAUCAAAUUAGACUUAUUUCGAAGAAAUCUAUCGUUCCCGACCAAAACAUUCAUUUUUGUACAAAGCCACUAUACUAUCAUCAUUUACCAAACACAAUGCUGGCAACCUAAGCAUAACUCAACGCAAUCAAUCGCAAUUUUUUUUUUUUUUUUUUAAAUAAAUACAUAGAAAUAGUAGAAGCACAUAAGCUUAAUUAUUAAAUCAGAAUUAUUUUUGUGAUUUUUUUCUAUGGCUUUGAAAAUAUCAAUGUUAAUUGGUUGAGUUAUCUUUGUGACGAAAGAAAAAUGGCAACAAAAACAAAUGAAUUAAAUAAAAAAAAUGAUAUAAUGUGAUUAUUGAAUAGAAAUCGUUGAUAAUCAACGAUUUAAGUUGGCUUCUAGAGAUAUUUU